AUGUUUAUGCAGGUUAAAAGCGCUAUCGAACUGGGCGAAGCGGACUUGCAAUGGCGCAUCAGUGUCGCCAAGGCACAGCAGGCAAUGUGCAGCGACCACUACUACGCUACCAAGGCGUAUAAGCCCGCAGAAGUUCGUAAGCUCUGGGAGGUGUUGGAGUCUAAUAUGCUGUUCCCAUUGCUGGUUAGAUCGGCACCACCCGUCGUGCUCGAAGCAAUAGUGCAUCUUUGCAAGCUCUUCGUAACUACCAAAGGUCUGAUAGCAAGCGUUCCAGAGGCACUGGUGGGAUUGCAUGUCUUUGAGGUGCCUUGUCAUAUGGAGAGAGUUUGUGCCGCAAGACUUGUUACGGAAGCUGUUGUUGCAGUCGUGCCACCCACAGCGGUUGAUGAAAUCGAAUUGUCUGAUCAUAUGUUGACGCGCCCCUUGAAUAUGCUGCUUGCGAGCACAGCUAAGCAAAUGUUCGUUCAUACGGUCUGGUCUUGA
Messenger RNA from Pyrenophora tritici-repentis Pt-1C-BFP, 483 nucleotides. NCBI's taxonomy places the organism in Eukaryota, Fungi, Ascomycota, Dothideomycetes, Pleosporales, Pleosporaceae. The record is from RefSeq and is a predicted model, not a curated record.